CAACCGUCUCCAGCCUCCUCCCACCCCACCCCAUCUCCUCCCUCCCGCGGAAGGGCAGAAGCAAAACCCCCCGGCGAUCCCCGCCCCACGCGUCCCGGAGAUCCCGCGACCCGGCGCGCGGCGCGCGGCGCCGCGGAGGGCGAGGAGGCGGCGGCGGGUUCGACAAGGAAGGGCCUCUCCGCGGCGGCUCGGGGGUGUCUUCUCCCGCGCGCUUCGUCCUAGGCGGCGCUCUCGAGGUACAUAUUGGCUGCUGCAGCGAGCUCGUUUCCUGAGGUUUACAUUGAUGUGGUUUGUUCUGCAAAUUUCUAUUCUUCAUGGAUGCCUGUAAGAGCGAUGUGAAGAAGGCUACUCUUCUUGAUGAGACUCUAAGACCACCUCUAGUUCCAUCGGAGAAGCACAAUGCUUUCCGUGGGAAGGAUGUUGCAUCCAGGUACAAAACUGGUCUGGCUGAUGCCGCUAAGACAAGAAGAUGCACAUCACCAAGUCUUGGACGGACAUCAGCAACUGAAGGCACACCAGCACCCAAAAGAGCACAAUCAGCAGAUAGAAGAAGACCGUCAACACCUUCAACACCUUCCUCUCGGGUCUCAACACCUAUGCCUACGCCAAGGUCUAUCACACCAGUUCGUGAUACUGCCAGAGACUUACACAAGAGCUCCAAGCGUAUAGCCAGCACAAAGGCUCAUGAUGGCUUGUGGCCAGCAAUGCGUAACUUAUCUUCCUCCUUCCAGUCGGAAUCUAUGGCUACACCUGCUAUUAAAAAAGAUAAGGUAAUCUCUGCCUCAUCCUUGGAUUGUACCAAGGGUGAGGUCAGUGUUCUAACUGAGAGGAAGAGAAGCCCUUUCAGAAGGAAAAAUAUUGCUGAACAAUGUGAGAAUGCCCAACCUUCAGAGGAGCCCUCUAAGAGGGUAAUUGAGCAACAUAGAUGGCCAGCCAUGAUAGGUGGGCAGGUGCCAAAGAAUCUCAUGUCAAGAAGUAUUGACCUUUCUGACAAAGCUACCAGACGGGUCUCUUCGGCAAAUACUUCAAGAGGCCUUUCACCAAGGAGGACCCCUUCUGUUGAAUCUUCAGUCAAAGGGUUAAACCCGUCAUUGGAUGAAGUGGCAAGAAGUUUGGCUAUUCAGGCAAGCAGAAGCGAUGACAAGGUAGACUCGCAGAAAACAGAGAGAUCUAAAUCUGUGAGCCGACCAAACAGAACAGCUACUUUUCCUGUCCCAAUUCUACAACGCUCAUCAUCCCCAAACAAGGUGUUGUCAGCUGCAUCCUCAACUUCCAGGGCCUUUCAGAGCCCAUCUCGGACAAGGCCUUCAACACCCUGUUGGUCCCAAAGUGCUGGAGCUAUUCAAGCUAGUGUUACAUCUCCUCUUAUUAACUACAUGGUUGAUGCGAGAAAAGGAAAGAAAAAUGCGAGCCAAAUUGAAAACAUCCACCAACAGCGUUUAUUGUACAAUAGACAUUUGCAGUGGCGCUUUAUAAAUGCUUAUGCAGAAGGCACUAUAUCUUUUCAAAAGGCCGCUGUUGAGAAUACCAUUUAUAAUGUUUGGAGGAAUACUAUAAACCUGCGAGAUUCUGUUAAUACAAGAAGAAUAAUGAUGCAGCACCUUCAGCAAGAACUUAGGCUGUACAACAUUCUGAAAGAACAGAUUGCUUACCUUGAACAAUGGCCUACACUGGAAAGGGAUAAUAGUAUCUCUUUGUUUGGGGCAACUGAGGCUCUGAAAGCAAGCACCCUGCGGUUACCUGUUACAUCGGGAGCUAAGGUUGAUGCAAUUGCUCUCAAGAAUGCUGUAAGCUCAGCUGUUGAUGUCAUGCAAGGUUUGGGUUCAUCUGUUUGCUGCAUGCUUUCAAAGGUCACAGACAGGGAAUCCUUGGUUUCAGAACUCUCUGUCAUAGCAGGGCAAGAAAAGGUCAUGCUUGAUGAAUGCAGAGAACUCUUAGCUACAGCUGCAAAAUUGCAGGUGCAGGAGUCCAGCCUACAGACACAUCUUAUGCAACAGAGACACAGGCUUCAUGAUAUGAAUUAAGAAGUUAAUCAAGAUUUACAGGUACAACUGCUCAAGUUGAACCUGCAACUUAAGAAAAUAUCGUGCGAAUUGCAAGAGGAAUCUGUACAGAUGAAGCAAUAGGAACAAAACAAAUUGUUAAACAUCCCCUGGAGAUCAUGGUGUGAUGCUGUGCAGCUAACUCCCCACAGGCCACAGUGUGUAGAUAUCAUAGGUUUACUUAAAAGACCCUCAUCGUAUGUAAAUGGUUUUGACCAUAUAGAGCACUCCCAGCUUUUCUAGUCCUUUCUUAUUUUUAUUCGUUGUAUAGAGUGGAGCCCUCUUCUUUCCCAUUGUAUUUUUUGGCAUCAGGAAAGAAAUACAUUGAUGAAAUGGAUGGGCAAAGAUGGAGAAUUUGUUUCAAUUUUCCUUUUUAGAAACCUGUAAGAUUUUGUAGCUGCGCUCUCUUUGUAGCGGCGUAAAUAACUUAAAAAGUUAUCUGUUGAGUGCUGACAUCUUA
Panicum virgatum (switchgrass) is the source of this 2502-nucleotide messenger RNA. RefSeq names its product AUGMIN subunit 8-like. Gene Ontology annotation, biological process: centrosome cycle; spindle assembly. The transcript has 7 exons. Gene Ontology annotation, cellular component: centrosome; nuclear microtubule; cytoplasm. Bases 315 to 2024 code for a protein of 569 amino acids. Gene Ontology annotation, molecular function: microtubule binding. NCBI's taxonomy places the organism in Eukaryota, Viridiplantae, Streptophyta, Magnoliopsida, Poales, Poaceae. The record is from RefSeq and is a predicted model, not a curated record.